Molecule: messenger RNA, 1586 nt
Organism: Abrus precatorius (Indian licorice)
Lineage: Eukaryota; Viridiplantae; Streptophyta; Magnoliopsida; Fabales; Fabaceae
Product: NADPH-dependent alkenal/one oxidoreductase, chloroplastic
Exons: 4
Coding region: 53-1225 (390 amino acids)
Molecular function (GO): zinc ion binding; oxidoreductase activity, acting on the CH-CH group of donors, NAD or NADP as acceptor
Source: RefSeq, a predicted model, not a curated record
AAAGGGUAGUUGAAGUUGUAGCGGAGAUAAGUGAUAAACCGUUACUCAAAACAUGUCUCUGUGUGCUCCACUCUCCUCCACAACUUCACACCCUCUUUCACUCCCUUCAACUUCUCCACUUUCUCUCAGAUUUUCCUUCACUUUCCGGGAAAGCAGACACCCAAUAACACCACUCAACACCCGUGUCCCUCACAAGGUUCCAUUUUCAGUAAGGCCUGGGAGAGUGUUGGUGAAGUCUCAGGCUACCGCACCUGCUUCUUCUGAGGCUGUGAAAGUGACACCUGUGGCUUCUGAGAUGAAGGCAUGGGUGUAUGGGGAAUAUGGAGGUGUAGAUGUUUUGAAGUUUGAUUCUAAUGUUGGUGUGCCUGAGGUGAAGGAGGAUCAAGUUCUUGUCAAAGUUGUUGCUGCAGCUCUUAACCCUGUUGAUGCCAAGAGAAGGCAGGGAAAGUUCAAGGCCACUGAUUCUCCUCUUCCGACUGUUCCAGGCUAUGAUAUUGCGGGUGUGGUGGUGAAGGUUGGUAGUCAAGUAAAGGAUUUCAAAGUGGGUGAUGAAGUAUAUGGAGACGUAAAUGAGAAAGCACUAGAAGGGCCUAAGCAGUUUGGGUCUUUGGCUGAGUACACGGCUGUUGAAGAGAAAUUGUUGGCACCAAAACCUAGGAAUUUGGACUUUGCUCAAGCUGCUGCACUUCCUCUAGCAAUUGAGACUGCUUAUGAGGGUUUGGAGAGGACUGGAUUUUCUCCUGGUAAAUCUAUUCUUAUUCUAAAUGGUUCCGGUGGAGUUGGAAGCUUAGUUAUUCAGCUAGCUAAGCAUGUUUUUGGAGCUUCAAGAGUUGCUGCCACUUCAAGCACUAGAAAUUUGGACCUGUUGAAAAGCUUGGGAGCUGAUUUGGCUAUUGAUUACACAAAAGAGAACUUUGAAGACUUGCCAGAAAAAUUUGAUGUGGUUUAUGAUGCCAUUGGGCAAUGUGACAGGGCAGUGAAGGCUAUUAAAGAAGGUGGCAGUGUGGUGGCACUCACAGGUGCUGUUACCCCACCUGGCUUCAGAUUUGUAGUUACUUCCAAUGGAGCUGUUCUGAGGAAACUAAACCCAUAUUUAGAGGGUGCAAAGGUGAAGCCAAUUGUAGACCCCAAAGGUCCUUUCCCCUUUGCCAAGGUUGCUGAAGCCUUCUCUUACCUUGAAACAAACCGAGCCACUGGAAAGGUUGUAAUACAUCCCAUCCCUUGAAUCAAAUAAAAGGGAUAGCCAAUUUUGCUAUGCGUCUAGUGAAUUUCAGAUUAUGUGAAAAUAAUAGUUUAGAUUGAAGUUCAAAAAUAUAUGAACAACUUCAUUUGUGCAUUCUUACUACUUUAAACUUUCCAUUAAAAUUGUUUGAAAGCAAAACUUUCUAUAGACGUAAGAGUAUGAAACUGCAGUUUUGAAUUUCCAAUUUGAUCCCUUUUCCGUUGCAAGAGAAUCUGUUACUCCAACCCAAAGGAGAAGUGGAGUUUCAUCUCUUACAUCUACUUGGCAUUGAUGCUAGCUGUUGAAUACUGGAACCGUACACUUCAAAUAUUGAUGAGAAAAAUAGAUUUAAAAAUGUUCAGUU